AUGUUGUGUCAAGUGGUGGGUAGAUAUGAUGCUUCCAGUGAGGCUGCCGCACUCGAAGCCAUUGAGAAACUGGAAGAGCAGGAACUCAACCCGCUACAACAACGAGCAUGCCACGAAGUGCUUCGUUCCUUUGUGGAGCAGGACGCACAAUAUGCCAAAUGGAUCUUGGCAGAUGUGGCAAGUGGGUAUCGCCAAGAUGAUAAGGCCGAAUGCAUCAAAAUCACCUCGGCUAACAUCACCAGCUGGAGGAAACCCAUAGCGGCAUGGAUACACGAACUAGGACCGGACCUGGUGGUGCUGCAGGAAACCCAUCUCAAGACGGAGGGUAUCCAGCAAGCCAUGAGCCAUUGCCAAGAUAUGGGAUACACCUUCAUUGGCAUGCCAGGAAGUACAAAAACUAAGGGUGUACAAGGAGGCCUGGCAGUGGUGGCACCCCGACAUAGGAACCUGCGAUACCUUACUGAGUAUGGGACAGGACCGGCGGGCUUCCUGGCAUGUGCCAUGAGAAAUAAAGGCUGGGAUUUGAUCAUCGUCAGUCUGUAUUUGGAGAGCGGGGUCGGAUUCCAGGCUCCAAACAAUAUCCAAGUACUGGCGAGACUGAUAGCCUUUCUCAAGGGCUGCAAAGUGCCAUAUAUGGUGCUGGGUGAUUGGAAUGAAGCCCAGGAUACCAUGAGGGGCACAACUCUGGCGACAGAAGUUGGUGGUGCAUUUGUUGGAGUGGGGGAACCAACGGCCCAAGGAUCGGACGAAAUCGAUUACGGGCUGGUUGCGAAAUGCUUGGUGCCCAUCCUGCAAGUGAAAACGGAUUGGGAAACCCCUUUUCGGCCUCAUGCUGCAAUGCAUUGGAGGGUAGCCCAACCGUGCAGUAGCCCUGAUGUUCCCCAGAUGAAGAAGGCGGGAGCACUGGUGACGGAGACUGUGGAAUACGAACCAGUUCAAAACACACAGAGCAUCAACAUCUUGGAUGAACCCAAGAUGGUAGAUGAGCUCAGUGAGACAUUUGCUCACCUGAGUGCCGGUGUGGAGAGGUCGAUCACAGGCCGAAUCGACGGUAUGGGUGUUAAAUCGGAGAUUGUGCGGAAGAAAUUGGUGGUUAACAACCCGGAGAACGUUGUUUGGACGGGCAAGAGGGCGGCCUUUUGGAACCGGGUCCAACAAUGGGUCAAACAAGGCAGACAUCAUGGCGAUGCACAUCCGGUGGCGCGUCUGGUCCAACGCAGGCUCGGCGAGUAUUACGAGGGUGAUGCGCAGAACCAGGAGGAUAUGCUUGCGAGUAUCCUGGGCCGGGGUACGGACGCUAGGCUUGUUCUGAAGCGCAUCGACGAACAGCAAUGCUACGCGAGAAAGGCGGAUAUGGAGGAGACAGCCCACCAGUACAAGCAAUGGCUCAGUAAGGCCAUGGAAAAGGGCAUGCGACCAUUAUACAAUGCCUUGCGAAAAGAAGAACAAGUGGUACACAGACCCUACAUGGAAUAUGACAUGCUGGAACGGCCACACAUUCGCCGAGACCACUGGGCGGCAGUGUGGACGACGGGCCAACCGUUGGCAAAAUCGGCCUCGCUCAUGACGGAGCUUGAGGAUGCAGCCAAAAAACAAGCGGCCAGCGUGGAGCCGCUGAACCCUGUCGAGGUCAAGGCAAGGAUCAAAAAACUGGCACUAAAGAGCCCGGGGCCGGAUGGCUGGAGGAUUGACCAUUUGCAGGCCAUGGACGAUAAAGCAGUUGAAGCCGUUGUGUCCUUCUACCAUGAAUGUGAGGCCAAGGCAGCAUGGCCGCAGCAAAUGACAGUCUCCCUUAUAGCAAUGCUGCCGAAGAAUCUGACCCGGGAAAGACCAAUCGCCUUGCUACACAUCCUGUACAGGACUUGGGUCCGUCUGCGAUGGGAUUUGGUAAGUACUUGGCAGGCAGGCUAUGCCACAACUGCCACGUACGACAAGGCAGUCCCAGGCAGUUGCUGCUUGGACGUGGCCGUAGGCAGACUACUGCGAAAUGAGGUGGCAAAGACAAAUGGAGUGCAUGUGGUGUCACUCUUUGUGGACCUCGAGUCCUUUUUCGAUACCAUCCAAUUUCGGCAAUUGAUCAUGGCAGCAACGGCCCUGCAAUAUCCACCGCUAAUCCUGAAGAUGGCACUGGAAGUGUACAUGGGUGCCAGAUACUUGGUGGCGGAUGGGGUGCUAUCGGCAGGCAUCAGAGCUACAAAUGGAGUGCAAGCGGGUUGCCCAGCGGCGCCAUCGUUAGCAAAGGUGGCAUUGCACCCGGUGAUAGAAAAGAUCCAAAGGCGACGAGAUGUGGCAAACGUGGACUGUUGGUUGGAUGAUGUCUCAAUUGACAUCCAGCAUAAGUCCUUUAAACACGUGGCGGAUAGUGCCAUACGAGUCUACCGCAGCUUAAAGGACGGGAUGGAUGCUAAUGGUUUCACGAUUUCAUCCAAGAAGACAGGGUUUGUGGCCAGCAGUACCCAGGCGAGCAAGCACCUGCGUGAACUCCUGCUGCCUCAUGAGCCACAGGUGUACGACGUGAUGCGUGACCUGGGCGUCGACAGUACAGGGGGGCGAAAGCGUCGCUUGGUGACGUCGGCAACGCGGGCCAAGAAAGCCCAUGCGAGACAUAGCAAACUGUCUAGGCUGGGGCCGCCGCCCAGCACUAAACUCCGCGUGGUCAAGGCAGCGAUCACAUCAGUUGCUUUGUGGGGGCACCCCUCUGUGGGGGUUUCACCCAAAAGAAUGAAAUGGCUCCGAACAGUGGUAGGAAAACACCUGGGUAAAUACAAGCUUGGGAGUUUGGAAACCAUCUUGGACAUGGGAGCCAAGAAAUGCCAGGAUCCAAAGCGCACAAUCCACAAGCAGCAUUUCAAAGUGGUGGCCAAAGUUUUCCGUGCAUGGAUCGGUGGCGGAAAAGCCCACUUUGACUUGGCCUGGAAAACCACUUGGAAGAGGUUGAGUGCGGCCAAACACCACUGGCCACUGGUCACGGGGCCGAUGGCAGCAACCAUGGCGUACUUAUUGGAUCUGAAGGUAGAUGCCAGUGACCCAGGCAGAUGGAAGAGAGGAAGUGUCCUCAACGUUGAUUGGACCCAGCCACGCAUGGGUAGCCUCGCCUACAAAUGGCUUGAAAGAAGCAGAAGUGGCGCUGGUGCCCAAGAGGGGCUGGAUUGGACGCCGCAUCACAAGCUGACGAAGCUGGGAGGCCUUAGCCCAGGCCUUAUGGAAGGUAUAAAGUCAGUGUGGCACGCGGGCGUCAUCACGGAGUCCAAGCCAGGCUGCUUUGCAGCAGAUGCCAAAGUGGAAGCGGAAGGCUUGAUCUUCGCCACUGACGCAAGUGGAGGUCCAGGAGGAAUAGACCCACGUGUACAAACAUCAGCCCUCGCAGUGGUGGCUAUGUCCUGGACAAAAGGUGUCCUGGUGGAAGCCGGACGGAUUACAGAGCUGGUCUACCCGUGGCAACCGGUGGUGGACAUGGAGCGCCGUGCACUUUUCCGACUAAUGGAGCACACGGAGGAUCUGAUUGAUGUCACUAUGGAUUGCAAGCCGGCAGUCCAAGUGCUACAAAAAACACAACCGCCGGAGGAUGACCUGGAAUGGAGCAAAGUGUGGAAUGACAGGCGUGUCAAAGAGUUGGACAAUGUGGUGCGCACACUUUCCCUGGCGUACGGUGCACGCGCAGCCCACAUAUUGAGGAAGCGCAAAGAAGAAGACUUCCCCUUCAUUCUGGACCAUGCGCAUUACAAAGAGAAGAUGGAGGUGGUCUUGGAGCAGUACUGCGUCAACCAGCCGGAGGGCAAGCUGGCUACCCAAGCGCAAACCCUUGUCAAUGGUGGAAAUAUGAGCAACGUCCAGAAUCGGCCGGACAAAGGCAAGGGCAAAAGCCAGAGCAAGCAGAAGGAUCAGCCCCGAGAACGUUCCCCGCUUCGACAGGCCAGACACCCGGAGCAGCCUUGGGAGAGGGAAGAGGAGAGUGCUUCGGAAUCUCCGGUGGGUCCGGUACGCCUACGGGAGAGAGGAGAAGACAGCGCGGCCUCGCACCAAGCUGAGGGUGUCAAUACAGAGCAAGAGGCAAGCGAGCCUCGUACAGUCACGCUGGCGGAAGGGCCAGGAUAUGCUCUGGAUCGGCUAUGGGUCAUGAAACUGGCGAUGGAACCCCAGAGCUUUGGCAACGAAGCAGGGUAUGGGGAACAAUUCCCCACCCUGGUCACCAGGACCCUGUGGGCAGGAUGGAUUGGAGUCCUUUUCGACGAAGCGGUGGAGGGUUACUGCCACCACUACUUCUAUGGAAGUAUCAUCCGCAGGGCAGAGCUGUUCAACACAUGGUGGCAGGAACAUCGCCAUGAAGCCGGGGUCCUCAGACAGUCCCUGUUUUACCUGGUGGCUAUAACGUCAUGGCUGACCAUGCAAGGAGUUGCUCUAUCGGAUGUCACGGUGAGCAACGUUGGGCGCGACCCAAUGUCAGGAUCGUUACCACGGGCAGUGUUCUUUGACACGGCGGAGUGGACGAUGCUGCAGGAGGAGAGAUACAAGCUAUCAAGCGGCCUUGUACGCCUCCUGGAGAAGUAUGAUGAGGAGCUACUGGCAACCAUACGUGGAUUGGUCAGAACGUACGACGGCAAGGCCAGCGCGCUUUGGAUGGCGUGCGUAGGCAAUGUCGGGCCAUUUGCCCAGCACCUGCUGGAUGCCGGGAUUGCAAAACGAGGAUGGGAUGGAACCCUACUUUCGGUUCCGGCAACAGAGAUCCAGAAAAUCACGCUGGGCAUGCCGUAUGACGAAGCUGAUGAGUGA
Symbiodinium natans is the source of this 4770-nucleotide messenger RNA. The record is from the annotation of a GenBank genome assembly. NCBI's taxonomy places the organism in Eukaryota, Dinophyceae, Suessiales, Symbiodiniaceae.